This is a messenger RNA of Mauremys mutica (yellowpond turtle), 3480 nucleotides long. RefSeq names its product cAMP regulated phosphoprotein 21 (gene ARPP21). Bases 439 to 3012 code for a protein of 857 amino acids. Gene Ontology annotation, cellular component: cytoplasm. The record is from RefSeq and is a predicted model, not a curated record. Gene Ontology annotation, molecular function: nucleic acid binding. Lineage: Eukaryota; Metazoa; Chordata; Testudines; Geoemydidae. The transcript is spliced from 22 exons.
GGGGCGAGGCGGAGGAGGAGGCGGCGGCAGAGACCAUGUCUUUCGGGAAGACAGCCACUGUACUGUAACAGCACCAGAGCUGCCGCCACAUAAACACACACGCCAAAAAAGCCCCACACCACCAAGAAGCUGGGGGCAGAUCCAGGGUGCUGGCAAGAUUCCGGAGGUCAGUGAAAUCGUGGACUUAUGAUGCUCCUUGGAGGAUUUUGUGUCCUGAUGUCUCUCUCCGUUAAUGUUGAUGAUGAUCUGUAAAACUGUCUAAAGGAAGAGCAUGGAGAUUGGCAUUCUGAACUAUUAGUGGGGACAUGGGACUCAUGUUGUCAUUGAUCAUUUGUGUGGAUUUAACCGUUGAAGAGCAACAGAAGCAGCUAGAAAGACAUCGAGAAUUAAAGCUGCUUUGAAGGUCACCAAAUCUUGUUUUAAUUUGUGUCUGGGAGAAUGUCUGAGCAAGGUAAAUUGAACCAGGAGACAGUGGAGGAAACUGCCAAAGAGCAGGAGUCUGCCAUCUCUGAUGCGACCCCAGAGAACUGCAUCAUUAAUAAAACGGAAAGCUUGGAAGCAGAGGAAAAGGAGGAGAAGCUGAGUGAUGCCAAGACGGACCUCCAGAAACGAGGUGUAAACCAGAACCAGCAGAAAAAGAGAUCCAAGUCAGGAGCUAAGGGGAAACUGGUCCGGAGUCUUGCUGUGUGCGAAGAAUCAUCCCCUCGACUGGGAGCAGAAGGUCUUCAUGAUAAUCAGGAAUCAAUACAACUACAGCUUUCGAGCUUCCCCAGUCUACAAGAAGAAGAUAAAUCUAGUAAAGAUGACUCUGAGAAAGAAAAAGAGAAGGAUAAAAACAAAGAAAAAGAUAAAAACUGUGAAAAAUCCAAGACCAGAAUGUUAUCGAAAGAUUGCAGCCAAGAAUAUACCGAUUCAACAGGCAUAGAUUUGCAUGAAUUUCUGGUGAACACAUUAAAGAAUAAUCCCAGGGACAGAAUGAUACUCUUAAAAAUGGAACAGGAAAUUAUAGAUUUUAUUAGUGACAACAAUAAUCACUAUAAAAAGUUCCCUCAGAUGUCAUCGUAUCAGAGGAUGUUAGUGCACAGAGUGGCAGCUUAUUUUGGAAUGGAUCACAAUGUAGAUCAAACUGGAAAAUCUGUAAUUAUCAACAAGACCAGCAAUACUAGAAUACCAGAGCAAAGGUUUUCUGAACAUUUAAAAGAUGAAAAAGGUGAAGAAUCCCAGAAGCGAUUUAUCUUGAAGCGAGAUAACUCUAGUAUUGAUAAAGAAGACAAUCAGCAAAACAGAAUUCAUCCAUUUAGAGAUGACAGACGAAGUAAAUCAAUUGAAGAGAGAGAAGAGGAGUAUCAGAGAGUGAGGGAGAGAAUAUUUGCACAAGAUUCAGUUUGCUCCCAGGAAAACCUUUUUGUGGAAAACAGUAGGCUCUUGGAAGACAACAGUAUAUGCAAUGACACCCAUAAGAAAAGACAGCUAUUUAGGGGUAACAGAGAUAGCACAGGGAAGGCAUCUGGCAGCCGGCAAAGCAGUACAGAGAACGAAAUGAAAUGGACAGACCACCAGAGGCCAUGGAGCAGCACAGAUUCAGACAGCUCCAAUCGCAAUUUAAAGCCAGCCAUAACAAAGACAGCAAGUUUUGGUGGAAUAACUGUUCUGACAAGAGGAGAUAGCUCAUCAAGUAACAGGAGUACCGGCAAACUGUCUAAAACAGGUUCAGAGUCUUCCAGCAGCGCUGGCUCCUCAGGAUCACUGUCACGAACACAUCAGCCUCUCCAAAGUGCAUCCAUUGUCCCUGGAGUGACAGCCAGCCCUUCAGGCAAUGUUUCAUAUACAGAGAAUGGGAUGAAUGGCCAGGUAGCACCAAGCAACACCAGCUAUAUCAUACUUCCACUUGAAGCUGCAGGGAUACCACCUGGCAGUAUCCUCCUCAAUCCACACACAGGCCAACCGUUUGUAAAUCCUGAUGGUACACCUGCAAUAUACAACCCUCCCAGCGGCCAGCAGCCAAUUAGGAGCCAGCUUGUGGGACAGUCUCAGCAGCAGCCUUCAUCCCAACAGCAGCAGCAAGUGCAACAACCACAGCAACAAAUGGCAAGUCACCUUGUCACACAGCCUGUUCAGGCUUUGCAGCCAUCUUCCCAGUCAGUCCAAUAUCCAGCAGUUUCUUAUCCACCCCAGCAUCUCCUGCCAGUCUCUCCAACGCAGCAGUUUCCUGUGCGAGAUGACAUGACAACACAAUUUAGCCAGAUGAGUUUAAGUCGUCAGUCAUCAGGAGACAACCCCGAGUCACCUUCUGGUCCUGUCUACCCAUCACCUAUUAUACAGCCAUCUGGCCAGCAGACUGGUUAUGUCAUGGCAUCCCCAAGUCAGCAGCUUCCCCCAGGAAGUUUUACAGGUUCAGGUCCACCAGUAUCCCAACAAGUACUGCAGCCUCCACCACCACCCCAGGGCUACGUACAGCAACCACCACCUGCUCAGAUGCCAGUGUAUUACUACCCAUCUGGUCAAUACCCUACCUCAGCAACUCAGCAGUAUAGACCCAUUGCCUCAGUUCAGUACAAUGCACAGCGGAGUCAACAAAUACCCCAGACUGCACAGCAAGCAGGUUAUCAGCCUGUCUUGACUAAUCAGCAACAAGGGUUCCAAGGACUCAUGGGAAUGCAGCAACCUCCCCAAAGUCAGAACCUGAUGAAUAAUCAGCAGGGAAAUCAGGUGCAAGGCAUGAUGGUUCAGUAUCCAGCCAUGUCGUCUUAUCAGGUGCCAAUGACGCAGGGUUCUCAAGGACUGCCACAACAAUCAUAUCAACAACCAAUCAUGCUACCUAAUCAAUCAGGUCAAGGAACAAUUACAGCCACUGGAAUGCCUGUUUACUGUAAUGUCAUACCUCCCACCCCACAGAACAACUUAAGGUUGAUUGCCCCACACUGCCCCUCCAAUAACGUUCCAGUUAUCACUGCCAGCUGCAGGACAAACUGUGCAAGUAUUAACAAUCCAGGGUGGCAGAUCAAGUACUGAUACUGCGGCUUAGUGUGGAUAUACAAGGAUAGCGGUGCAUUAUUUGACAAAUAACUCAUGGCCUUCAAAUGAAGAGGAGCACAACAGGAUAAUCAGUUGGGGACAUAAGUAUUGACAGUGCUCAAGUGAUUGCUGCUGGAAUUCUGUAAAAAAACUUAAAUUAAAAAGAUGUUUGCUGGUUAAUGGUGCAUAUUUUGUCAUGUCUGCUAGGUAUGCCUUUAUAGCUUAGCUAGUGACAUGAAUUCAUUGAGGUAAGAUUUUUUCCUACCACUGAACACCACUGUGUAGAUUGUAAUAUCCCUGAUUCGGAUUAGUUUUGUACUUUGUGUUGAGUUUGUGAAGCUAAAAGUAUUUAAAAAAAAUAUAUAAUAAAAUCACAUUGUACCAAAGCUGUAAUGGAAAUUUGAAAAAACAAAAAAAGAAUUGCUGAAUGGAAGGAAUAAUUUAUAUACACUAUAGAGUUUUUUU